Messenger RNA from Meloidogyne enterolobii, 1067 nucleotides. The record is from the annotation of a GenBank genome assembly. NCBI's taxonomy places the organism in Eukaryota, Metazoa, Nematoda, Chromadorea, Rhabditida, Meloidogynidae.
UCUUUUUUAAUAAUCACAAAAAAAAUGUCAACAAUUUUUCGUACAAAAUAUUUGAGUGAGCAACAACUUUCUGGAUUUAAUAAAUAUAAAUAUGCUUGUAUAGAUAAUUCUCCAAUUUCUGUGUAUAUUUCACAUCCUUUUUGGAAUUGGAUUGUUGAGUUUUAUCCUCGUUGGUUACCUCCAAAUGUUUUAACUCUUGGUGGAUUUUUAAUUUUAAUUUCUUCUUUUAUUUUGGUGUCUAUUUAUGAUUAUAAUUUUAAUUCAAAUACUUUUGGUUUCAAACAAGAAGAAGCAAUUCCAAAUUGGAUUUGGUUAGUUUGUUCUAUUGCUACUUUUUUGGCUCAUUUACUUGAUGGAACUGAUGGAAAGCAGGCGAGAAGGACUGGAUCGAGUGGACCGACAGGAGAAUUGUUUGAUCAUGGAUUUGAUUCUUGGUCAACAGUUCCACUUACACUUACAAUUUUUUCUAUUUUUGGACGUGGUGAAUAUAGUAUAUCUCCAUAUACAAUGCUCUGUGUUUUAAUAUCGGUUCAACUUGUAUUUAUUUGUAGUCAUUGGGAAAAAUAUAAUACUGGAGUUUUGUUUUUGUCUUGGGGUUAUGAUGCUAGUCAAUAUGGACUUUGUAUUUUUCACCUUUUCGCCUUCUUUGCAAAUCCAAAAAUUUUUCAUUCUAAUUUGGUUGAAGGGCUAAGUCUUGCCUAUUUUAUUGCUACAACAUUUUUUAUUUCUUGUAUUCUUUCUUUGGCCAGUUGUUUGUAUAAUGUUUACCAUGCUUAUAUAAUUUCAAAAACGGGAGUACAGGUUUUUAUUUUAUUUUUAGAACAAAACAGCUUAAAUUUUAAUGGAUGUUAAAUUAAGUUAAAUUUAAAAUGUAUGUAUAGGGUUGUUGUCUGAUUGGUUAGGGCGCUAGAUUUUUGGUGAAGUUGGUGGGUUCGAAUCCCACUCAUUGAAUCUUUUUUCAUUUGUUUAGAUAUGGCUUUAAAAAAUGUUUUUCUAGUUAGAAAAUACUCAAAACUAUUUUUUGAUUGAUCCUCGACCUCUUUUUCCCAAAAAAGACUUGCUACUUU